AUCAAGAAUCGCGCGCGAGUGGCUUCCUAGUGACGGAUAUGAUCGUUUGAAGUGGUUUCGGAGUCUAGAAGCAAUAAAGAUGGAGAAUAACUUGAUUCGGGUGCUGGAAGGACAAUAUCUGGACGAACUGACCAGUGAGUUGUGUGACUUUUCGCUGGAAGAACAGAAUGCGGCCACCGAGGCGCAAGGGGUCAAACCGCUGGCCUCUUCGGACUAUGUCCCGAUUGUGGGCAAAAGUGUGACCUACGUGGUAGCUUGUGUAAUCAUCAACGACAAAAACGAGGUGCUGAUGAUGCAAGAAGCGAAGGAAUCGUGUGCAGGAAAGUGGUACCUACCAGCAGGUCGAAUGGAACCCGGUGAAACGAUCAUGGAAGCUGGGGCACGAGAGGUCUUGGAGGAGACUGGACUUAAGGUCGAUAUAACAACGCUGCUGGCAGUAGAGUCAGCUGGGGGAACGUGGUUUAGGUUUGUGCUGACGGGAAGAGCAGUGGGUGGUGAACUCAAAACCCCUUCCCAAGCGGAUCACGAAUCCAUACAAGCCAAAUGGAUUGGAAACCUAGACGAACUGAACCUCCGCGCUAACGAUAUUAUCCCCAUUAUAGAUUUGGCACGGAAUCACAAACGUCGCAUUCCCAAAGACCCCAGUUGGCACAGGGAUAUUCUACCGGCCAAGAAAGCUCACUAUAAAAACUAUCUCCGGGUAGUGGUUGCCAUCAAGAACAAAACCACCAACCAAGUAUUCAUUCUUCUCAGCGAGAAAACGGCCUACCAUUUCCCAACCGUGGAAAUUCAUCCCGGUCGCAGCAUCCACUCUACCCUUAAAAAGUUCAUGAUCGAACUGUUUGGGGCCGACCUUCCGCAACAUCGACCGCAUGGAGUCCUGACCGUCGAGCAUCAUAGCACCAGUUCACAGGCCAAUCCAACGGACGGGAUCUGCCUUACUCUGUUGGUCAUCUGUAGGCCCUCGAUCGAAAGUGUGUCUCUCAUUGGCAAGUGUAUUUGGCACGAACUGAACAAGGAACUCAGCGCCCGGCUGGCGAUGACCGUAGCGGCGAAAAAUUCCACACUUUUACUACAUGUCGUACGAUAAUGGAAUAGGUAAUGGGAGUUUGGCGCGCUAUGGCUGCGACAGCAAGUGUGAUCGUGGCAGCGUGAAAAAAUGACAAAUUUCUUUUUUUGGUACAAUCGACGAAUCUCGCCACGGGGAGAGUACCGUUUUAUUUUUGCCAACCAACAAGAGAAUCAAUUAUUUUUUUUUAAAUGUGUAUGUGCAGCUUUAGUAGUGGAACUACCUGAACAAACGAGUGGAAAACCUCAAGAGAACAGCAAUGUUAAGGGUACGAAACACCCAGAGGGUCGUAUAAACUGAUGAUGUUUUUUUUUUUUUGUUUUGCGCGAUUGGAAUCUCAAUGCGAUUUGGAUUUUAUUUCGCUUCUUGUAUUUUAAUUUUGCGGUUUAGUGAUGAGCCAGCAGAAACAGAAGUGAGCCAAAUGAGGAAAAAAAAGAGUACACCCGGAGAAUUUUAUGAAAGCUGAAAUUGAAGAAAUGAAAACAAGCAAACUGUUAAUUUAUUGCCACCACUCUGCUUAUGCCGGUGGAAACUGAAGAGUCGUAAAAAUUGGAGAAGAGAAACGAGAUAAAAACAUUACAAACGAAUUAUGCUACGGAUCAACCGUGAAAAUGAAGAUAGUGCGGCAAACAAAUGAGAAAUACGAAGAAGACACUUAGCUUGAAAAUUUAUUUACAAAAAGCGA
This is a messenger RNA of Ochlerotatus camptorhynchus, 1754 nucleotides long. RefSeq names its product 8-oxo-dGDP phosphatase NUDT18-like. Lineage: Eukaryota; Metazoa; Arthropoda; Insecta; Diptera; Culicidae. Bases 80 to 1090 code for a protein of 336 amino acids. The record is from RefSeq and is a predicted model, not a curated record. Gene Ontology annotation, molecular function: 8-oxo-GDP phosphatase activity; 8-oxo-dGDP phosphatase activity; magnesium ion binding. The transcript has 2 exons.